AAGAAGUAUCAGCUCCCUACAGCAGUACCUGGGCUCUCAGUGCAGUGUGAACAUCAUGUUCCCAGGUGAUAUCGCUGAACUCUUCCAAUCUGAGGGGCUGAAUCCACGCCGUAUGACGCUGCAGCCCUGGGAUACACACCGCGAAACCCGCAAACACAGCAAAGGGGUCUUCCUCAAAAAUGGAGUUGAGUGGCGCUCUGACCGGUUGUUGUUGAACCGUGAAGUGAUGCUGAGUUCAGCUGUACGCCGUUUCCUGCCGUUGCUGGACGAGGUGGCACAGGAUUUCUCUCAUGUCCUGCGGCGUAAAGUCCAAGCUGAGGGACAAAUGGAGAAUGGCACACACACGCUGGCCUUUGACCCCAGUCCUGAGCUUUUCCGCUUUGCUCUGGAAGCGAGUUGUCAUGUUCUUUAUGGUGAGCGUAUCGGCCUUUUCUCGUCGAAGCCGUCUCAGGAGUCUGAGCGCUUUAUUUGGGCGGUGGAGAGAAUGCUGAACACAACUUCUCCCCUCCUCUAUGUGCCCCGCUCACUGCUCCGCUUCCACACACCCUUGUGGACACAACAUGCAACUGCAUGGGACCACAUCUUCAGCCAUGCUGAGGAGCGGAUCAGGCGUGUGUAUGAGGGGCUCCAGGCUCAGGGCAGCAGUGUGGACAGAGCAGUAGAUGGUUUAAAGUUCCCUGGAGUUCUCAGGCUACUGAUGGAAAAAGGACAACUCCCUCUGGAUCUCAUCAGGGCGAACAUCACUGAACUGAUGGCAGGAGGAGUCGAUACUACGGCAGUUCCUCUGCAGUUUGCGUUAUUUGAGUUGGCACGUAAUCCCAGUGUUCAGGAGUGUGUGCGUGCUCAGGUGCAGUCGUCAUGGUUACAGGCAGAGGGGAAUCCCCAUAAGACUCUGCAGGGGGCGCCGCUGCUCAAGGGCACAGUGAGGGAGAUACUCAGACUGUAUCCGGUGGGCAUCACAGUACAGAGAUAUCCAGUCAAAGACAUUGUACUGCAGAACUAUCACAUACCAGCUGGGACUCUGGUGCAAGUGUGUCUGUACCCUCUGGGGCGGAGUCGAGAUGUAUUUCAGGACCCUUUAACCUUUGACCCUGGUCGUUGGGCUGGUGCUGAGGCAGGAGAAGGGCGGGCCAAAAAUGAGGUUACAGCAGAGACCACGUCGGGGGCAGGGUUUCGCUCACUGGCAUUCGGCUUUGGACCAAGGCAGUGUGUGGGGCGGAGAAUCGCUGAAAACGAGAUGCAGCUCUUCCUCCUGCAUAUUCUGAAGAAUUUCCGUUUGAGUGUUUCAUCCAAAGAGGACCUCAGCACCAAAUACACACUCAUCCUCCAACCAGAGUCGACACCGACAAUCACUUUCUCUGCCCUCUCACACUGAUCACCUGUUAACUGAUUAAUCAGUCAUCCAGUCAGUAACUCAGCCGACAUGUCAGUGAGGCAGUUAAUAAAUUAAUCAUUGUCUCUUUCGGGUUUUCUGACUUUUGGUGUGUUCUCUAAUCUCUCUGUGUGAUUCUUAGAGGUACACACUGACACCAGUACAUACUGGUGCACACAGAUACACACUGG
Messenger RNA from Neoarius graeffei (lesser salmon catfish), 1563 nucleotides. RefSeq names its product cytochrome P450 11B, mitochondrial. The record is from RefSeq and is a predicted model, not a curated record. The transcript is spliced from 9 exons. NCBI's taxonomy places the organism in Eukaryota, Metazoa, Chordata, Actinopteri, Siluriformes, Ariidae. The coding region runs from base 56 to 1375 and encodes 439 amino acids. Gene Ontology annotation, cellular component: mitochondrial inner membrane; mitochondrion. Gene Ontology annotation, molecular function: oxidoreductase activity, acting on paired donors, with incorporation or reduction of molecular oxygen; heme binding; monooxygenase activity. Gene Ontology annotation, biological process: cholesterol metabolic process; cortisol metabolic process; glucocorticoid biosynthetic process.